Magallana angulata is the source of this 4462-nucleotide messenger RNA. RefSeq names its product protein mono-ADP-ribosyltransferase PARP14-like. Gene Ontology annotation, biological process: negative regulation of gene expression. Gene Ontology annotation, molecular function: NAD+ poly-ADP-ribosyltransferase activity; transcription corepressor activity. The record is from RefSeq and is a predicted model, not a curated record. Lineage: Eukaryota; Metazoa; Mollusca; Bivalvia; Ostreida; Ostreidae. The coding region runs from base 708 to 3188 and encodes 826 amino acids. The transcript is spliced from 15 exons. Gene Ontology annotation, cellular component: cytoplasm; nucleus.
CACCUACGGACAGUACGUCCCGGGAAAAGAAAUUUGUCAAUCGGAAAGAAAAUUUUUACUUUUUCGGAACCAUUUAUCGUGCAUAUUGACGGGGUCAGUUCUACCUAUUGUCAGGUUUGCUUACUGUGUCAUAUGAAACGUUGAGAUCUUUUUGGGGGAUGGAGUUUUUUAUGUUUUCUUUUUUAUAAUGUAAUAUUAUGUAAACUGAAAUAUGAACAGUUUUAUUUAAUAUAUAUGAUAUAUCAAAUUACUGAAAAUCACUGCAUAUCAAUGUUUUUUGCGGAGAGUUAUACAUAGCACACAGUCAGAAAAACCUACUUUUGGUUUAGUGUGACAUAGAUCUAGAACGAAUGCACACCACACUUAUCCAGCAUAACAAGAAAAAUUUGAUGAUAGUCAUCACUAAAUGGUAUACUGUAAGCUAUGUCAGGAAGCAGUGGACAGAAACACGUAUUGGUUGGGACCCUCAAAGUCCGUGUCAUCCAAGGCAGUAUUGCUGAUCAACAGGUAGAUAUCAUCAUUCGACCUCAUCAUCUCCAUGUAGAGAUCCACCAUCACCACAAUCAUCAUCGUCGUCGUCAUCAUUAUCAUCAUCAUCGUCGUCGUCGUCGUCAUCAUCAUCAUUAUCAGUUCGUUUUAAUGUUGAUGUCAUUGUGAACAGCAGCAAUUGCAGUCUUAAUCUCAGUCAAGGUCGUGCGUCUAAAGCCAUGCUUGAUGCUGCUGGUGACGGGAUUCAGACGGAGUGUAGGACAAACUACCCCAACGGUAUACAGGACGGGGAGAUCGCCAUCACUUCCGGCGGACAGUUGUCAUGUGAUGCGAUAUACCACGGGGCCUUAUCAAAGUACACAUGUGAUGAGGAUGAAGAGGUCCUUAAAAACCUGAUCAAUGCUUCGCUGGACCAGGCAGAAACUGAUGAGUAUCAGACCAUUGCGUUUCCCGCUCUUGGGACUGGCAUGUUGGGGUAUCCGACAGAUAGAGUCGUAGAAAUCUUCUUUUCUUGCUUAGAGCACGCCUCAACUCGAGCCCAGUCACUAGAAGACGUUUUCCUCGUCAUCUUCCCAAAAGACCGUGAUACAUUCAAAAAAUUUUUGACUGCGGCUAAGGCAAAGACGGCUAAUUCAAAAAAAAGAAAGUAUGGUGGCACAAGAAUUGGGAAUGUUAAUGUGAAAGUGGUAGUUGGCGAGAUGAACAAAGUAAAGGCAGACGUCAUAGUAUGUAGUGGACCGACUGACUUGCAACUGAGCAAUCAAGGACUGUCACAAUCCCUCUCAGACAUAGCAGGGCCAGAAAUGCAAGAUGAACUAAACCAAAAAUACCCAGAUGGUAUUGAAUAUGGAGAGUUUGCUAUCAGCAAGGGUUAUAAUCUUCCAUGCCGAUAUGUGUAUCAUGGGGCUCUACCAAAAUGGUCAACAACGGAUCCCGAUCCCUCUUUCACAAUGGAAGAGCUAAUAGACAACUGUUUGGAAACAGCGGACCGUCACAAUACAAAAGCAAUAGCUUUUCCUACGCUUGGGGUUGGUUCUUUGUUAUAUCCUGUCGAGGAAUCUGCCCAGCUAAUGGGGGAAUGCAUUAGAUACUUUUGCACAAAUCAUUCUGGAGUCAACAUCAAAACAAUAAUUAUAGUGGUGUACAGAGGCAGUUCGAACUAUGCAGAUGUCUUUGAGGAGUUUAAAAAAGAAUUGUCAGGAGGACCAUUGGCUGCCUCUGGAUCCCAUAAACUUCAGGCUUUACCGGUGACUGUCGUAUCUCGACAAUCCCAUUCUGAGCAGAUUGGUAACUUAACAGUGUCCUUGCAAGUUGGGAACAUAAUUAAACACCAGGUAGACGUAAUCGUCAACAGUGUGGGGUCCGAUUUCUCCAUGUCGUCAGGGACGGCGGCGGCCAUUCAAGCAGCCGCUGGACCCGGACUGUUGAGAGAACUGGAACAAAACUACCCCAGGGGAAUCAAAGAAGGCCAAAUCGCUGUGGCAAAAGGCUUUAACCUGAGAUGUAAGGAAGUGUUUAAUGGAACUCUCUCGCCAUGGUAUUCAAAACGUUCUUCAAAUGUCAAACUUCCGGAAGAGAUUUUGGAAGAAUUUGUGAAUGCUUGUUUGGAACAAGCGAACAAAAGAAAUCACAAUUCCAUCGCUUUCCCGGCACUCGGAACCGGUUAUCACAAGUUCCCUGCAGAUGUAGCCGCAGGAAGCAUUGUAGCAGCCAUUAACAGAUUCUCAGGCCAACAGAAACAACAGAAUAUUAAAGACAUACGCGUUGUAUUGUACGGAGGAAGCAAUGAUUUAUCAACAUUGGAAAAGGAAUUUAAGGACACAAUAAGUCAAAGCUCCUCGGGACGAAAUGCUAUUAACAGCCCGGUACCUGUUUCACCCGCUGUUAGAUCAGUACCACCUAGAGGUACUCCCUCUUAUCUUCAGUAUAAGUGCACUGAGUCUCAAAGGACACCCUCUUACUGGACCAAAAUCACCCCGAAAAAAUCUCUAAAGGAUUGGAAUCUGCAAGAAAGGUCGGGGAAAUAUUAUUUUCUUACUCCUGACCAGCAAACUUACAACUGUAUUGAAAAUGCUUUCCAAAGUACAAUAGGACAUACAAACGCGCAGGUUGUUAGUAUUCAAAGAAUAGAAAAUGCUUCUUUGUUCAUGAAAUAUGGAGAUGAGUGUCAGAGAUUAUUUCGGAAAGUUACUGUCGAGGGUACUUUCACACCACCAGAUAGAAUUCCACAGUCUUACGGGCCAGUAAAAGUGAUGUCGUUUUUGAAUCAGCAAUUCAAAGAUCACACCCAUUCCGAGAUCAAUGAGUACUACUUUUUUCACGCAACAAAACCUGAUCUUGUGGAUGUCAUUUGUGGGCAAGGGCUUGAUAGCAGAUUAGCAAAUGAAAGAGGGAGAUUAGGGACAGGGGUGUACGGAGCCGAGGAAGCAAACAAGUCGCACCAAUAUGCAGGUUGUGACCAGCAAAACCGUUAUCCGAUGUUUCUGGUGCGAAUGGGACUAGGAGACAUUUUUCUGACUCAGAGAGAAGUCCGAUUCAAACGUCCUCCGUGCAAAGUCUGCACCACAAACGUGUGCUUGAACCACCAAGAACUUCACGAUAGCGUAAUGGCCAAUGGUGGAGCUUUUUCCCACCGAGAGUUUGUUGUAUACGACAGAAACCAGAGCUACCCGGAGUACCUGAUUUGGUACACUGUGUAGGUUAAAUCAAGACUCCUUGUGAUAGAUAAUGAUAGAGGUUACGUAACAAAUUUACUCAUUGAAGUGUUGACUGUGUAAAUAAGUCUUUGAUAUUAUUUUAUUUACACAUAAAUUGACCAUUAGUAAAAUGCACAUUGAUUGUUGUUGACGAGGUUGAAGUUGAUUUUAAUUAUUGAAUGUGUGUGUUUGUGUGUUUAAAGAUUACUAGUAUAUUAUAAAGGAUUAUAUACCUGAUAUCAUGUAGCAUACAUCAUUAAUUUUUUCCCUUAUCGAUCACAUGUAGUGUUUUACAGAUUAUUACGUAAAGGUUUUCUGGAUAUUUUUGUUCAUUUCAUUAUCAGAAGGUACAUCUCCUUUUUCUACUGUCAGUUUUACUUAUAAAAAUUCAUUUGAAUUAAUUAUAGAUGUAUUAAAAUUUUAAAAUACUAUAUUGUGCUAACUGCAACUUUCCUAAUACAAUAUAUUUACAUUUUUUCAGUGUUUUGUGAUAACAUUACGAAUUGAAUUUGUAUUGUAGAGUUCAAUAAAUUUUUAUGGCGUAAGCGGCGUUUUUAUAAUUAAGAAAAAUGAAAAUCACAUAGAUAUAUCGGUAAUUUUAAUAUUUAAUCGUACAAUUGCUGAAAAUCAUGUAAAAAUAAUGAAUAAGGAAUCAUUCUUUAAAUAUUAUGAGGUGAUCAAAUACGGCCGGGCGUGAUUAAAUCUAUCACAGCUCAUUUUAGGCUUAUUGAAUUUCACCACGCCCCGACCAAAAUUAUCACCUCAUAAUAGUCAAAGAAGGAUUCUAUAUUCCUUACAUUCAACUAAAAAAUUUAUUAGUAUUGUUUUGGUACUAGUAACGCAAUCGACACACUGGAUGGAGCGUGUGAAUCCAUCUUCUUUCAAAAAUCUCACUCUCAACUUAAUUACAGUCUAUAAUUUGUGUAUUUUUAAUUUAGGUUAAUCAAUUUUAUAACAGUUUGAAUGAUUUGAGUUUAUAAAAUCAAUAAAAUGCUUUUCAAAGGUUCAUAUGCUAAUAUAUAAAGGUAUGGAACACUGCAGAAAAAUAUGCUACUGUAACUGUGUUAAUUAGAGGCCGUUUGUGUAAUUCCUAUUGCAAUGACUUCUAUUUUUUCAUACAGUCAGUUUGAAUACGCAAACUUUCUUUCAUUACUUUAUUAGGAGGAAUGACAGAGUCUUUCAUGCACUGGUCUUGUCAACAAUUUCAAUAGGAAGAAUCAAUUUAGUUUUUCACACAUACUUAAUAACAUUACUUAUAUUUCGAGGAAAGUACAGGA